Messenger RNA from Coccidioides posadasii C735 delta SOWgp, 1509 nucleotides. RefSeq lists its product as uncharacterized. The record is from RefSeq and is a predicted model, not a curated record. NCBI's taxonomy places the organism in Eukaryota, Fungi, Ascomycota, Eurotiomycetes, Onygenales, Onygenaceae.
AUGGAUUUGACAAGACCAUCAACUUCCGAACUUCAGGGCAAUGUUCGCUCUUUGCAGAUUUCCUCCGCAGACGAAAAUCAUUACUGCGAAACCGUUCUGCUCUUACCCGAAGGCCAAACUGAAGAUAAUGUUGACAACCGGCUUCUUGGUGAUGCAAGGGCGCUUGGCCUGACCGUCUGUAACGAUGGCUCCGGCUCUUAUUCUACGGAGGAUCCUAGAGAAGGGAAUGAUGGAAGUUCAAUUUCGAGUCAAUAUGCGCUGCCAUCCACGAUUACCCCGUCCCCGACCCGAACGCUAUCUUCCUCUACGCCUUGGUCUCUAAAGGAACGCAUAUCGAGCAGUCGACACUCUAUCGCCUCGUUGUCCACAUGCCCCACGACUUGCAGCAUCAGCGAAUCGGAGCCAAGGCAAUCAAUUGCUGACUUCCGUCCCACAAGACACUCUCUCAACCUCGAAGGCAUCGAUAGGGGAUUUAAAUUCGGCCUAAAGCAUGCAAUUUCCCGAAUUCCAAACCUUCGCAGACGGAAAGGGUCUGCACUUGGGAUUCUUCCUUCAACCACGCCAUCAGAGCUCAGCUCGAGCCCAUCCAAUGGUCUUCGUGACAUACGACAAGGAAGAAGCCUAGACAUCAACACCACCGAGUCUUUAGCCAGUAGGGACACUCUUGCACCAAUCGACGAAGGGUGUCUGCGGCGGAGUUUAGUCACUCCGGAAUUAAAAGCCAUGCGUGCCGCUCAUGAAGGUCAGAUGCAGAGAUAUUUGAUAUUUCGGAGGAAGAUGUUGGUACCCAUUUUGCGUGGUCAUCGUCGCACUCUCGAGGAGACUAAGAGCCGGCAUAUUAAGGCCGUGGAGGAUUUGGUCGCGCAGAAUUCCCAGAAGGCUGUUCGUCGAGAAGAGCGGGACCUGAUGGCGGAGCUUUCUUUGACUGAAGAAUUCAAGCGUGAAAAGCAGGCCUUGCAGAGCCGCAUACGUUAUAUGGAAGCUUAUUUCAUAACCCCACCGCCAGAAACGCAACUUGGAGACAACAGCGCAGAGUCCCGAUUACCGCAGCGGAGAUACAGCAAGGAGUAUAGAGACCUCCUCCGGCAAAAGCAGCACGAACUUGCCACAAUGGACUCUCUACACGAAUCAAAGAUCAAGGUUCUUCGAGAUACGCAGGCGAAGCAUUACGAAAAUGCUCUGAAGAAAUGGGAACAGGACGUUCGUCUUCUUGAAGAAGCUAAUGAGCGCGACCUUCGUGAUCUAGAAAAUCGUUGUCGCGAAGAAAAAGAUGUCGCUCUUGGCUGGCUCGAAGCCAAACGAGCUCGUCUACAGGCAAGAUGGAUGCUUGAAGAAAGUAUUCUUCGAAAGAAGCUCGAAAUCGAUACCCAAGAAUAUUACAGCCCUCUUCCGAAGUUAUCCUUUGGGGAUAUCGGAGAUGAUACCUCUAUUGAUAUAGCGCGCCCUAGCAAUGAUCAACAGACCGUUGGGCGGAUAGCAUGCAAAACCCCUGAAAAACGACAUUCGUGA